AUGUUAUUCUUGGUCUUGGCUUGGUAUCUUACGCUUGUUUCCAUCGUUCUUGGGGAGUUGAGAAUUCCGCUACUGGCCGUUCAUAAACCCAAGGUUCGGGAUUUUUCGGGCGAACACGCGUUGGUCUCUUUGACUGAGGGAAGUCAAGGCGCUUCAGCUAAAACAUUCGAAUGGAUCAACCCGGAAGAGAAGAUUGCAAGAUUGAAAGCCAUCGAGAUCUUCAAAAUAUCCGAAAACAACAUCAGACUUAGCCCGGGGCCAACGACAUGGUCACAAAUCACAGACCUACUAGCAAAAUGGAUGGUUAUUCUACCAGAGAAUCGCGAUCUUGUCCAUCUCGUCCAGACAGUUCCAACACAUAAUGAAAGUCUUGAAAGGCUAGUCAAAGCGACACGUGGGGUGGUCCGAUGGUUCUAUGAAGCGGUAGAUCUUUGGGACGAAGGGUCACCAUUGGACAAAACUGUACUCUUGGCACUUGAAACCUUACAAGGAGAUAAUUUGACAGCUUUGGAGCGACUGUGGGUAUUGAGUUUGUCUCGCUUGCUCCAAUCAUAUCUCCCAAGGGGAGAUCUGAAACCUAUCAGGCUGGAUCCAAAUAUGGGACCCGUCUGUCGAGGUGCAUUAGAGCUCUUUUUAACUGAAGGAAUUGAUUUGACACAUGCGAUGGAUGACAAGAUAGAGGUGGUUCCUGCCAGUGAAGGUCAGUAUAUUUCACCAUUCAACUCAAAAAAAUUGGAGAACACAGGGCAACUUAUUUGGACACCUUCCAAAGCCCUAGAAAGAGUUGAACUUAUUGUGAAAAUCAAAAAUCACUUUGAAGAUUUUGAAAAAGACAAUCCAACCGCCAACUUCAUGAAAAUAUAUGACUCAUUACUCCAAACCAAGAGUAAAUCCAUCAAGCGGGAAUUUGUUUGGUUGACCUUGAGAUGUAUGCAGCACAUGGUAGUUGAAACCACUCCAAAAAAGGAAAAAGAAUGUAUCUUUCACAUACUGGAUCAUAUCUCAACGUUCAGUCAGGAAAGCAGGAAGUACAUCCAAGAACAUGUUGCACAGAAGGAUAACUUUGGGGAAAUCUAUCAAUCCAUGUCCAACAAGUUCAGGUACCAAGCUGAGUUACGGCCAAGGGUGAAAAAGUACUUUGCAGGAGAAGACAUAGAUCCCUACAUUGGGAACCUUCUUUUACCUUUUAUAGGACUCACACCAGUCAGUCUGGAUCACAUCAAACAUGUUAUCACUUCUUUGCAUCUUCAACAGUAUGCACUUUCACAUGGACAGGAGGAGUUAUAUGGUCUAGAUCUUGAAAAGGCACAUAAGUAUAAUGAAGACCAUCAUUUUGUUCUUGACACAUUACACAUAGCAAGUCCAUAUGUUGAAGGUAGCAAAGAGUUAUUGGAUAGCAAAUCAGAGGCCCACAGCAAAAGUCUUGAAUUGAACCUUGGAUUGUCUCUCAACUUGCCCAUGGAGAACAGCAAUCAUCUUAGUUUAGCCAUCAAGGACAAAAAUUAUGAUCCAUGUGCCAUUUGUACUGAGGAAUUUUUUCAAGGCCAGAGAGUUAUCCAAUUAACUUGUUUUCACUCUCACAAACUUCAUGCACAGUGUAUGGAUGUAAGCUCAUGA
This is a messenger RNA of Melampsora larici-populina 98AG31, 1617 nucleotides long. RefSeq lists its product as uncharacterized. The transcript has 3 exons. The coding region runs from base 1 to 1617 and encodes 538 amino acids. The record is from RefSeq and is a predicted model, not a curated record. Lineage: Eukaryota; Fungi; Basidiomycota; Pucciniomycetes; Pucciniales; Melampsoraceae.